UGUGUGAGACAGAGAGAGACAGACAGAGAGCAGGGAGGGCUCUGGCCACAUCUGUCUGAGGCUUAAGGAAGGAAGGAGAAGAGAAGAGAAAUGAGCUGAGUGAGCAAGGACGUGGCUGGGAAGUCAGAGGGACUUAGAACAUUUUCCCCGUAGACCCAGGUCCCAGCAGAGCCACAGAGUCUGAGAAACCUUUGGGGCCAGAAGAAACUCCUCUCUCCCAGCAUCCUUCUCCCACCCUUCGAGCUGGGAUCCCUGAGGCAUGGAGGAGCAGCUGGACUGGGCAGCCUAUGGCGAGAACCAGACGGGCGACUGUGAGUACGAGGAAUGGAGCCCGUCCCUGGUGCUCCUCCCCACCAUCUAUCUGCUGGUUUUCCUGCUGGGCACCAUAGGCAACGGCUUGGUGCUGUGGACCAUCUUCCGGGGAGGGCAGGAGAAGCGGCGCUCAGCCGACACCUUUAUUGCCAACCUAGCCAUGGCUGACCUGACCUUUGUAGUGACCCUGCCACUUUGGGCUGCCUAUGCCUGGCUGGGAUACGACUGGCCCUUCGGCUCCUUCACAUGUAAGCUCAGCAGCUACUUGAUCUUCGUCAACAUGCACGCCAGCGUCUUCUGCCUGAUGGGCCUCAGCAUUGAUCGCUACUUGGCCAUCGUGCGGCCCAUGGCUAAUGCCAAGCUGAGGUGGAGGGCCAGUGGGCUGGUGGCCACCAUUGUCCUCUGGGCCUUGGCGGCCAUUUUUGCCUUGCCAGCCAUGAUCCUCCGGCAGGCAGCGGUGCUAUUGGGAGAAACCAAAGUGACGUGCUAUAUGGACUACUCAGGUGUGGUGGCCAAUGGGACUGAGGGGGCAUGGGAGGUGGGGCUGGGCCUGUCCUCCACCAUGCUGGGCUUCGUGAUCCCCUUUGUCGUCAUGCUGACCUGCUACUUCUUCAUCGCCCGCACCAUCGCUGACCACUUCCGGAAGGAGCGUGGCGAGGAGCUGAGGAAGAGGAAGCGACUGCUGAGCAUCAUCAUCGUGCUGGUGGCCACCUUUGCCCUCUGCUGGCUACCCUACCACCUGGUGAAGACCAUCUAUGUGCUGAUGGACCUGGAGGUGAUUCCCUGGUCCUGCGGCUUCCAUGCCUUCCUCAAUAACUUGCACCCCUACUGCACCUGUGUGGCCUACAUCAACAGCUGCCUCAACCCCUUCCUCUAUGCCUUCUUUGACCCUCGCUUCCGGCAGGCCUGUGUCGCUGUCCUGUGCUGCAGCAGGGGGCGCUGGCCAGGGUCCAGCAAGGACAAGUCAGCCAGCUACUCCUCUACCCACAGUCAGAACCUGCAGGGAAAGGGUGGGGAGCUGCCACAGGAGAAACUGGGUCCAGGCAGGCAGGAAACUCUGCUCCGAGGCUAAGAGAAGGGGGAUGACAUGGACCCGCCCUCUUGGGGACAUCAGGUAGAGUGAGUCCUCCUCUGCUGUCCCUCUGUCUUCCAUUGCUUCUCUCACUCCUUCUUUCGUACUUUCUUUUCUCUCUCCAUCGCUGUCUCCCUCUUUCACCCUUCACCACCUCUUCCAUUUCUCCUUCUUCUCUUCCUCCAGCUCGCUCUUGGAUUUGCUUCUCCCUUGCCACAGGCCUUGUGCAGAUAAAGCAUUCCCAAGGCCCGUGGCUACCCCGCAGAACCUCAGCGCAACCCUUCCAGGCACGGACUGUCCGCUAGGGGACCAUCUACACUGCGGCUGGGAGAAGCCUCCCAGACCUACCCACCCAAGGAUGGAUCCAAGAGCUCUGGCAGGCUUGUGCCUGGGUGGCUACCCAGGCCGCCAUCCACUCUGCAAUGGCCACACACGGCUAUUUUUAGGGCGUUAGCUCCCGCAGACCUAGCCUUAUCUGUCUCCCCAGCUGCAGUGUAGACGUACCCUAAAGCAGCAGUUCUUAACCAGGGGUCCGAGGCUCCCUGGGGGGCCGUGAGCAGGUUUUAGGGGGUCCGCCAAGCAGGGCCAGCAUUAGACUGACUGGGGCCCGGGGCAGAAAGCCAAGGCCCCACUGGCCCGAGCCCUGCCAACCGGGCCUCAAGCUGAAGCCUGAGCAGCUUAGCUUUGCAGGGCCCUCUGAGGCCCUGGGCCAUUGCCCUGCUUGCUACCCCUUAAUGCCAGCCUGGCUUUUACAUGCAGAAAACCAGUCGCGGCACAUACGGGCCGUGGAGUUUUUAUAGCACGUUACGAGAGCCACAGAAAGAAAAAGGUUGAGAACCCCUGCGCUAAAGGGCUCAUGACCUGGAGGCAGACAGCCCCAGGGAUGAAGGGUUUCUGCAUUCCCGGCCCUUCCCCCGCACACCGCCUUUCCCACCCCCCAGGGCUGGCAGGGCCAGCCCCGGGCAUUGGCUGGGCAUUGGGGGUGUGGCGUUGGUUUGGUGGGGGGGGGAGGGCUAGAAGACUACCCCCAAAUAACCACCCCCUAACGCCCUCCUGCCUCUAGAGUGAGCCUGAUCUGCACAGUGUCUUGUGGCUGGAGGGAAGGGUUGGCUCCUGCUGCUGCCUCUCCUGAGACACUGGCUCCUGCCCCCCUGAAAAUUCACUCUGCCCGUUGUCUGCUGUGGUGGGGUGAGGGGAGGAGGAAGAGUCUGCAACCCCCACCCCCAUCCACACCCUCCUCCCCCUCUCUCUUAAUGCCUCGGUCAAUACCCAGACCCACAAGGUGUUGGGAGCAAUUCUUCCCCCAGCUGGGUGGGGCCAGUGGGAUCGCCCCCCUCCCCAGGCACAUACAUUCCCUUUACUGAGAGCCACCGUCCCCUCACCCAGCCCCCCCUCCUUUACAUCACCCACCCACCCAGGAUCCCCCGCUGGGCUUGUUUCAUCUGGGGGUGAGUGUGGGCCCCACAGCCACGCCAGGCUCUGUGUUGUGUGGUGUGUGUGUGUGUGUGGGGGGGAAGGCGUAUGUGUCCCACUUCAGCCAUGAUGUGAGAAGAGGAGGAAAUCAUCUCACAAUGGAGGAAAAAGAGGGGCUGGGGUCAGGAGGGUCCCCCCCCCCGAUUUUGAAAUCCAAGCUGCUGCUCCCUCAUGUCCUGUGUUUAUUCACCUGCUCGCCUUCACCCACAUGUCAAAAAAAGACUGUGAGGAGGUUAACGAGGGUCACGGCUCACAUGUCGCCUUCUUCCCUCUGCUCAGAUAGCCUCAGCCACAACUCCAAAGCAGCUCAGAGGAUGAGCAUGCAGGGAACUGCCCUCCCUGGAAGGAGGGGCUUUGGUUUGAUUGCGGGGCGGGGGUGGGCUAUAUAGAUAUAUAUUGCUCUUGCUUGUUAACCAACCCCUGACAAUAAUACUGGGCCCUUCUCAUCAGCAGAUUGCAAAGUGCUUCCCAAAGUAGGUUGGUACCAGGUGGGGAAACUGAGGCACGGCACAAGGACGUGCCUUGCCCAGAAUCACCUAAGAGGACAGAUGCAGGAAUAGCACCCAGGUUGCCAGCAUCCCCAGGCACGGCUCUACUCACUGUCCAUGCCCUGAGUCUGAUGGACUAUGGGAGAAGCUGUGUAAGAAGGGCAUUGUGGGGAGCGAGGGGUGGGCAGUUUUGCUAUUCAGACUGGGCUGUGGCAGGGGAGGGGCCAGUGGGUCACUGGGCCGCAUCUCUCGCCAUGUGUCCCUUUUCUGGGUGAGGGGCUGAAGGGCGAGGGAAGGGGACGGAAGGGCCAGGUCGGCUAGCGACCAAUGAGUGCAGAGGAGCAGGAGGUGGAACAGCAACAGGAAAGCUCUGUGGUCGCAGCCGCUCCAGUAGGAUGCAGUGGAUUUGCUGGGCCACCCACCCACACUGCCUCUCAGGACCAUGCUAGUAUAAGGCCUGGGGCUGAUGUGCUGUGGCCGCAUCCCUCUUCACCCAUAAGGGCUCUGGAGGGACUUUGGGCAAACAAGAGCAGUCCCUGACCUGACCCAGCCCUUGGGGGAAUGGUGAAGACUCUCGGCUCGCUACGGAUCCACUGAGGCUGGAGAAGGUGUCCCAGGGAGGGUGGGCAGCUCCAUUUGAACUAGAGCCUGGUUAAAAACAGGUCAUCCGCAGCCUUUUCGCUUUUGGGACACAGCUUCCACGGUUCGGAAGACCCCAGUGCCCACAAGCAACCUGUAUUUCCAAGUGGACAUCUGGUGACAGAAGAGAGGCCACGAUCCCCUGGCGAGAUCUCCAGGCCAAAUAUUGUUCUGGGCUGGCCUGGGAGCAGCCUCACAGCUUGUGGGGGCGUCUCUGGGAUUCCGACCCCUGCCCCAUCAGAACUCUGAACAAUGGGGUCCGCCUCGGACUGUGGGGUCACUGCUGAGACGGGGGCCGCCUCUUGUCAUGCCGAUGCAACGGGCAGUUGUUGUGUAUGAUGAAUA
Mauremys mutica (yellowpond turtle) is the source of this 4329-nucleotide messenger RNA. RefSeq names its product apelin receptor (gene APLNR). Bases 260 to 1384 code for a protein of 374 amino acids. Gene Ontology annotation, molecular function: G protein-coupled receptor activity. Lineage: Eukaryota; Metazoa; Chordata; Testudines; Geoemydidae. Gene Ontology annotation, biological process: G protein-coupled receptor signaling pathway; immune response. Gene Ontology annotation, cellular component: membrane. The record is from RefSeq and is a predicted model, not a curated record. The transcript has a single exon.